Neurospora tetraspora is the source of this 1375-nucleotide messenger RNA. RefSeq lists its product as uncharacterized. The coding region runs from base 321 to 1331 and encodes 336 amino acids. The transcript has a single exon. Lineage: Eukaryota; Fungi; Ascomycota; Sordariomycetes; Sordariales; Sordariaceae. The record is from RefSeq and is a predicted model, not a curated record.
GCAUUUUACCCUCGGCACCCGGACACGUAGACGGAUUUAACCGGCAUCAGCCCACGGGGAUUGUGGAGAAGACCACAACUCUAAAUCGCAUCACCCGUCUCCUCGGGACUUCUGGAACUCUUCUGGAAGCUUUGGGGACGAAAAACCUGCGACCGCGGGUCCAUCGCAUCGACGCAUCUCGGAUCGUGCCUAAAUUCGAAAGGGUGCUGUAACUCCACUAUCACGACGCAGCACGGCGGCACCGUUGGGUUCUGUCAUCACAAGCCGGCAUAACCAGCUAAUCACGAGAUUCGGUACCGGAAGUGGAAACAGCGGUUAAAAUGAUGUCUUCCGGCUCGUUUGCCGCAGCCACUGGUCCGUUUCCUUAUGAAGCCGGCGCAGCAACCGGCAUCGGGCCCAAUCCCGGACCCGGAACCGGAUCCGGGUUCGGCAUUCAUUCGCACCAUCAGCAACCACUUCCCCUAGAUGACACUUCUGUUGCAGAACCAAUCAUCCUGGACUCAACUAUCCCACUCCCCGGUCCUUCCACCUCGCAACCACCACAUAAAUUUAAUCCCUUCAACACCACUCAACAACAAAGACAACAAAACGGGCACGACAUAACAGCCACCCUCCAACUCCAACUCCAACAACUCCAAGCCACCCUGACCCAAGCCCUCUCCGAGCGGGACGCCGCCCGCCUGUCUCUUGCCACCCUGCGCAACGAGCUCUACAACGCCCGACAAGUCGAAAAACGGCUGCGCAUCGAGCGCGACGAAGCUCGAGCGCAAGUUAGCUUUCUCAAACAGGAGAGGACACAGGUGCGCCAGACGGAAGUCAGGUUGAGGAGGGAAAGGAAUGAAGCUAGAGUUGCUUUGGCCCUAGCUGUGCAGGCGCAGGGUGGGAAGCUGAAGGGGGUAGGGAGCCUGGGGAAAGCACAAGGAGGUAUGAAGGGGAUCGAGUUGUUUUUGGGGACGGGAACGAGGACGGCGAAGAUGCAGGGCGCGAUGUCUGGUGCUCGUGCUCCGGAAGCACAUGGUCAGGGAAUACCGGGCCAGCAACAACUACCACAAGAGCCGCUUGUACAGCAAGCGAGUGGACAAGCGCAAGCGGGUGCGGGUGCAGCAGCAGCAGUUGUGUUAGAGGGAGUUUCGGGGGCAGUAACAGACUUUGGGCUGCCUUUGCAGCAAGGAUUUGGAGCGGAUAUGGACCAGCAGCUGGAAGAGUUCUUGAUUAUGCAUGGGGUGGAUAGCAGGGAGGCUUCGCCGGUUCAGCAGGUGCCGACGCCGCCAGGGAUGGGGUAUGGACAUGAGGCUGGGGCUGGGGGGCAGUUUGAGAUGAUGCAGUCGUAGGACUUGUAGGCAUCGCGGGCGAGAGAUUAGGGCUGAUGGUAGAU